GGAGUCUCAAAUGUCACCAUCGACGGGCUAAGAGGUAAUCUCAAAACUUAUGAAUCCACUAUCCUAACCCCGUCUUUGGAUGAACAAAAGAAGAAGGGUAUAGCGCUGAAAGCAACCAAGGAGUCCGCGGAAGAUGACUCAAGCGACGAUGACCACGAGUUCGGACUCGUCAUCAAGAAGUUCCACAAAUUCAUGAAGAAAGAAUUUGAAAUAAAAGGAAGAAAGCACGACGGGCCCCCGAAGUGCUAUGGUUGUGGUGAGAUAGGCCACAUCAAGCCGAGGUGUCCAAAAAGAAAAGGCGGCAAGGACAAACCUGGCUUCAAAAAGCAACGCGCCUAUAUCUCUUGGGGAGGCGACUCCGGGGAUGAGUCAACGGAUCAAGAAGAGGAGGAAGCCGCCAACCUCUGCCUCAUGGCGCACGAAGAUCAAACUGACGACGUUCAAGAG
Cuscuta campestris is the source of this 447-nucleotide messenger RNA. Lineage: Eukaryota; Viridiplantae; Streptophyta; Magnoliopsida; Solanales; Convolvulaceae. The record is from the annotation of a GenBank genome assembly.